CAUUACUCUUCUAAGCUGAAAUUUCGUAAAAGCCGGCUCAAGGUGACAAAUACUAUAUAGUAUACGUAGUGACCCCGCUUAGUAAGUAGUCCGUGCCAUUCACCUUCAUGUUACACUCGUGUUCCCCGCAUGUUCAGAAUCCUGAUUGGCUAGCAGAGACGAGCCUAUUUCUUUAUUAUUAUAAUUACCUUGAUAAUCAGGAUUAGAAAAAUAGAUUACAUACUGCCUUUAUCCGACAUAUUAACGAUAUUAACUGCCGUCGUUGACAUGGUAAACAUUAUCAGCUUAAUUUCAACUUAAUUUGGUUAUAAUGGGAGUAAACAUUCAGGGUCAUUUCACGUGAGAUCGGCGCAUGAACACAACAUGAAUAUGUAUGAGUCUGUAAAAAUCACACGUUGCCGGCGAGUUACCGGCAGAAUAUGGUGAGCAUUUGAGACAGGCAGACACCACUGGAAAGAAAGCCGAACUCGACCAUUUCGAUGUCUGCUAAAGGCAUCUAUCUCCCCGACACACCGCCACCUGAGUACGAAGACGCUGUGAAGCAGGUUCCCGAUGACAUUUAUGCGGAGACUCCACAAAAUGCCGCUGAACACGCUGAAGCUGUGGUUGUAUUACUGGCAAAGGAAGGGUUAGGCCGUGGGGAGAGCCCUCCGCCGGAGUAUGAUCUAGUAGAUGAUGACCUGAGUGACCCUUGGUCGGACACUGACUCUGCCUUAGAGGAGAGCGAUGGCCCAACAUGGUCUGAAUUGGGAUGUUGGUUGAAGUUCAGACGGGUGACAAAAUGGACCAUCCAAAUUCUCGGCCUCUUUAUGCUCCUUUUCUUCUUCAUCUGCUCUCUGGGUUUGCUCAGCUCAGCCUUCCGUCUCCUGGGUGGGAAAACAGCUGGAAAUGCCCUCUCCGACAACGAGUUAAUGAGAAAUCCAGUGGCAGGCUUGAUGAUAGGAGUACUAGCCACAGUACUGGUUCAGAGCUCCAGUACCUCCACCUCUAUUGUGGUUACAAUGGUGGCAUCAGGAAUCAUUGACGUUCCCUCGGCUAUUCCGAUUGUGAUGGGAGCAAACAUUGGGACAUCGGUGACAAACACAAUCGUGUCUCUGGGUCAAGCUGUGGACAGGAAGCAGUUUUGCCGAGCCUUUGGUGGCGCCACAGUUCAUGAUAUGUUCAACUGGUUGACUGUCAUUGUUCUGUUACCGCUAGAGGUCUUUUCAGGUUACAUGUUCCGCCUGACCAGUAUCAUUGUCGACAGUUUCCAGUUGAGCACAGCCAAGGGAGGUAAGCCUGAUCUUCUGAAGACCCUGACCAAACCAGUGACAAACCUGAUUAUCAAGCUUGACAAGAAAGUCAUCAGUAAAAUUGCAGAGGGACAUAAAGAAUAUGCUGAAAAAAGUCUGUUAAAGAUAUGGUGCAAGUUUCAAGAAGUCAACAGUGUGGAGAAUAGAAGCAGGGAAGCAAAUGUGACCUCACUGAUCAAUGGAGCCUCAGUUGUCUCCCUUCAGAACAUCACAGAACCAGUUAAUGUUACCAACUCUAUUGGCCUGGAGAAAUGCCACACACUAUUCAGCCAUCUUGGAUUGAGCGACAUGGUCACUGGGAUCAUCCUCCUGAUCUUCUCCAUCUUCCUUCUCUGUCUUUGUCUCGUUGGGAUGGUGAAGCUGCUACAACACAUGCUCAAGAGCCACAUCUGCAAAGUCAUCCGCAAGUUUGUCAACGCUGACUUCCCUGGCUACCUGGCCUUUCUCACUGGCUAUGUGGCCAUCAUAGUCGGUGCUGGACUAACUAUACUUGUGCAGAGUAGUUCUAUUUUCACAUCCGCUCUCACCCCACUGGUAGGUCUAGGUGUCCUGAAGAUAGAGCGCAUGUACCCCUUGUGCCUGGGUGCCAAUAUCGGUACCACGGCCACGGGGUUAUUGGCCGCCCUUGCUGCCUCCGGGGACAAACUAGAAGCUAGUCUGCAGAUAGCUCUCUGUCAUCUCUUCUUCAACAUUAGUGGUAUUGUUCUGUUUUAUCCUGUUCCAUUCAUGAGAAAACUUCCCAUAGGCUUAGCGAAGAUGUUAGGAAGGACAACAGCUAAGUACCGUUGGUUUUCCAUCCUGUAUUUGCUGGUGAUGUUUUUCCUGCUCCCCGUUGGUGUGUUUGGCUUGUCCAUGGCUGGAGUCAUUCCCUUGGCCGUAGUGGGAGGAACCUUUCUCCUCCUCAUAUUUGUCAUUGUCCUCAUUAAUGUGCUCCAGAGAAAAGCUCCCCGCGUCUUGCCUGCAACACUCAAGUCCUGGAAGUUCCUGCCCAAGUGGAUGCGCUCUCUCCAGCCCCUGGACAAGCUGCUGCAAAAGGUAGGAGAAGUGGUGCAGAAGUGCUGCCCAUGCUGUUGUAAAAAAGACAGCUCUGACGAGUCCUACUCCGAGAUCGAGUCAGUGGGAUGCUUGUGUUGCUCUAUGACAAAACCCCAAAACCGUAGACCGGAAGAGACUUGUAUGGACGAAUCGCCUAUAAGUUCCAGAUCUACCUCUGUCUUGUUACCUAUACAUAUAGAGCGUUGUAGUGUAGUAUGACACCAGUGCUUUCAAUAGAAGAUCUUAUUUUUGUACCAUCUAUGCUCUGCACAAACACCGUGUGCGAGAAAUAUGUAAAUAUAUUUGUACUUGUACGUAAGAUGCUAAAUACAGCUGUUUAGAAGAAUCUCAUUGAACAAAAAGGCAAACCCCUUUUUUUAUAUUCCAUUUUAUUUGCAGUCUUUUUGUCCUUUUCUCUAUCAUUUGUACAAUGUGUUGUUUUGCUGUUAUUUCAACCAUUUCCAGCUAUUUAUUCCUGUUUGGUUUAUUUAUGACCUUGACUGUGAGGCAUUCAGCAUUGAAAAUCAUUAACCGGGAAGGCCGCGACUUUAUUCUCAUCAAAGUCACCGACCGACAUAAAUUCAGCAAGGUUGAAGCUUGUCCGUAAAUCGUUCUGUCCAAAACAAGAUUUCGUGAAGAAAGCUCUUGUUCUAUCGUAAACCUCUUUGGUAAUUGUAAGAAUCGAUUUUCAUAGCAUUUAUUAAGCUUGAUCCAAGGCAAUGUGUGCUUCAUUUGUCGUAGGUUUUUUUUAACGGAACAAUUUUGUCUGGUGAAGAGGUUUAUUGUACAUAACUUUUCUCUUUUUUUUUUCUUUUUUUUUUUGAUGUUAAUGAGUUAUUCCUUUUACUGUAUAUUGUAUUUCCUGUUCGAGUUGAAAUAAGAGGUCAGUAUGCGUUACAUCUGAACGGUUUUUCUUUCGUUUUGGGCCAUAUUUCUAGUCUGCAACGGUACAGAUUUGCUGCUGAUGUCCGCGCUCUAUCUUGUCAGACGUUGUCAACGAACUCCACCUAUGCAUUUAUUAGUAAGGGUGAACUAUAUACCCUAUAGCUAGUCAACGGUCUCUCGUAUUACAUUAUGUGAGUACAUUCAGGUGAACAAAUUUGAACUUCGCAGAUGAUUGCAUUGUAUACAAGGCCAAGCUUGCGUUACCCAUUCCGACUUCUUAUGCGUGGUAUUGUUCAAAUGAAGUAUUUUAACAAGUCGUGCACGAAAUGUUUUGCUUACUGCCGUCGUAUUUAUGUGAAGAUAAAGAUGCUGAAUUUUGAUAUAAACAUUCUUUUAACUGCAUUUAUUUAUUGAGAUUUGACUAGUUAUGGCACUUACCAUUGUGUAAGGUAUCAGCUGAUGUUACUUGUACGGUAUUUUUAUUUUCGACAGAAGAACAACUGUUUUGACUUUUCUUUUCACCAAAUUUACAGGGUAGUACCUGUAGCGAAUUCCUAUUUUACUUAAUCAAGUUAAGCUCGGAAACAUAUUGACAUAUAUACUGACAUGUUAAAGUUCUUACAGUAAUUGAUCUUCACCUAUUUAAUGAGUUUUCUCUUCACAGAACCGUUUAAUGUUAAUAGUGACGUUGAACUAUGCUUGUUACGAUCAAUCUGUUUUUUGGGACAUUGUGUUUACAGUGGUUAUAUUUAUGUUGUUACAUAUAUUUUGUUCACUGACUAUUGUUUUGGGAUGUCAAUAGCCAUGCAGCUGUUUUGAGUUCUCUGCUGUAAACAUAUUUAUCAAUAACUGAUUAUUUGUUAUUGAAGCCUGUAGUUUCCUUUCUAUGGGUAUUUGCGUCCACAAGCCAGAACAAGAGUUGGACAUAUAAAGUAUUAUUUGCUGGGUUUAAAUGUGCUAAGAUGAACAUAUCCGAAGAUCUUGGGGGUUUUUUUUUAUUCCAGUUCAUUCCGGUGAAUGAACUGGUGACGGGAAAUCCAUCGCCACUGAUUGACCAACCAACUUACCGCCAUCAUGCAACCCUGUGCAACUACCAAAUAGGGUUUUAUUUAUUGUAAAUUAUGUCCUGUUAUUUUAUGUCACAAAUUGUUCUGAAAGCGGAGAAAAUAGCUCAGAAUAAAAUUCUUACACUUGGAAAAAAAUAUCAAUUUGUGGAAUUGUUUGUGUAGGUUGGUGAAUGCUGGCUUGGUUUUGGAAAAUUUUAGAGACGGUAAUAAAACAUUCUGUGAAAUCUUCCUCGCGAUCGGGCUGAACUAAUGUCUAUGUGGCUAGAAAGGAAACGCGAAAAAGAACAACACAACGAAGAUUUUGGGUUUGA
This is a messenger RNA of Liolophura sinensis, 4590 nucleotides long. Its product is annotated as sodium-dependent phosphate transport protein 2B-like. Lineage: Eukaryota; Metazoa; Mollusca; Polyplacophora; Chitonida; Chitonidae. Gene Ontology annotation, molecular function: sodium:phosphate symporter activity. The record is from RefSeq and is a predicted model, not a curated record. The coding region runs from base 480 to 2546 and encodes 688 amino acids. Gene Ontology annotation, cellular component: membrane. The transcript is spliced from 9 exons. Gene Ontology annotation, biological process: sodium-dependent phosphate transport.